Molecule: messenger RNA, 1076 nt
Organism: Branchiostoma floridae (Florida lancelet)
Lineage: Eukaryota; Metazoa; Chordata; Leptocardii; Amphioxiformes; Branchiostomatidae
Exons: 4
Coding region: 123-506 (127 amino acids)
Source: RefSeq, a predicted model, not a curated record
ACUACCUGCAACGAGGAAGUCAGGAUUUGAAAAAUAAUACAUGUACAGCUACGCAGUUAGCUCCUACUGGGACGCCCUGCAAGAAUUAUCCGCUACUAUACUGCGACGGUUUUCAGAGAGACAUGACGAACACAGAUCCCAGUAUUCAGAACAAGAGGAAGUGGCCUGGGUGGGGCUUAUCCAUAAUGGUAAAACUGGCUGUGUUGAUGAUUGUUCUGUCGGAUCUCUCCCAGUUGGCUGAUGCACAACAGGACGACGAGAAGUCUCCUUUGGCCUUGAUGGAAAGCAACAAGGAAGGUACUGCACUGUCAGCUGGAGAGAAACAAGCAGAAGGACGCUAUUUUAAGGGGGCGCCUGUGGACCACACGUUACCAGUGCGCUUACGGCGAGGCGCGGAUCGCGUGCGGUGCAGAUGGGUGUGCAAGCGUCACUGUUGCAGAAGGUCGGGGUGGUGGCGGCGUCACUGCUACUGUUGUGAAUGGGAAUUCAAAUGUGGUAUUGACUAGGCUGUGACCCAGGCUUCCAAUAGUCAUCUUGUUCUAUUCAUGGUGACGUUGACGGUGUAUAGAGGAUAAGAGAACGAUAGAAAUGACGUAUACGUAAAUGGUGUGAUGUUUGCGCAUUCGGUUGUUGGUCCAUUUAUUACGUAACAGAAAAGAUAAACAGCAUCUCCAGUCAACUCAACCAAGUACGUCGGCCUGUAUGUCUAACUUCUAACUUCAGUUAUAGUUUUUGUCUUCUUUGAUAUUGAUUGAAGCUGCAUUUUACAAGAAAGUCAAUUUUCUAUAGAAGGUAGUACGCUUUAAUAACGCUUUAAAACUGGCUUAGUUCAAUAAAAUCUAUGCUAUACUAAGUAUAAUGAUCAAACGUUAUAUGUGCAUCUAAACACAACUGUGUAACGAAACGUGUACGUGGAUGUACAUAGUUUUACGUAAUUAAGAAGACGUUCAAUCAAUCUUGUCUGAUAACUUUCUGCGGCUGCUCCAUAUAACAAUGUGAACACUCGGACUGUAACGAUUCAUGGCAUCAAAUAAAAGGGCGACAGAAUGACAGCCGGGCAUUCGUGUGAGACGUAA